Messenger RNA from Suillus bovinus, 1677 nucleotides. RefSeq names its product amino acid permease. The coding region runs from base 1 to 1677 and encodes 558 amino acids. Gene Ontology annotation, biological process: amino acid transmembrane transport. Gene Ontology annotation, cellular component: membrane. The record is from RefSeq and is a predicted model, not a curated record. NCBI's taxonomy places the organism in Eukaryota, Fungi, Basidiomycota, Agaricomycetes, Boletales, Suillaceae. Gene Ontology annotation, molecular function: amino acid transmembrane transporter activity. The transcript is spliced from 11 exons.
AUGGUUCCUUUGCGUUUCACAGAAAAAACGCCAAAAGUGUUUCUCAACGCCUAUGACGUUGAACACGCUGAACUGCCUCACACUGCUGGCCUGCAUCUGAGGACGCCGCUUCAACGACGCCUGAAGGGGCGUCAUGUUGCCAUGAUCAGGCGAGUUGUCAUGUUUAACAAACACAUGUGUCUCAGAAAUUUCAUUUCUAGCAUUGGAGGCGUUAUUGGUACGGGAUUAUUUCUAGGCACUGCGACAGCAUUGAUGGAGGGUGGUCCUGCGGGACUUCUCCUCGGGUAUACUUUCAUGGGGACAAUGUGCUACUGCGUUAUGAUAACUGUCGGGGAAAUGAUUGCUCUCCUUCCCAUUCCAGGCGGUCAUAUCAAACUUGCGGAAAGAUUUGUCGAUCCAGCGUUCUCUUUUGCUAUGGGUUGGAAUUGCUGGUACUGUUGGACGUUUGCGAUACCUGCUGAGUUAUCGGCCGCCGUUACCCUUGUUGACUAUUGGAAUCUUGGAGUUAACAGUGCUGUGUGGAUCACUGUGUGUCUGGUCAUUGCUGUUGGAAUCAAUCUUUUAGGCGUUGGGACCUACGGAGAAAUGGAGUUCAUUUUCGCGUCAAUCAAAGUCAUCGCGAUAACAGGGCUCCUCAUCCUUGGUAUUGUACUUGACCUCGGAGGUAGCCCAAAUCAUGAUCGUAUUGGGUUUCGAUACUGGAAAAAUCCCGGUCCAUUUGUACAGUUCGAUGGGAUUGUUGGAGCUAAAGGGCGUUUUCUAGGAUUCGUUCGUGUACUCAUUCAGGCUGCCUUUUCUUUCACUGGAACCGAGGUUGUCACUAUGGCAGCCGCAGAGGUGAAGAACCCUCGAUACACCAUGCCGCGGGCAAUACGGACAGUUUACAUACGAAUUCUUCUAUUUUACGUCGGGGGCAUUUUUAUCAUCGGAUUGCUUGUGCCAUCCAAUAAUCCUCUUUUGCAUCUUAAUUCAUCCAACGCCUCGUCAUCUCCAUUCGUGAUCGCUAUCAAUCAGGCUGGGAUUAUAUACCUGCCCUCAAUUUUGAACGCAGUCAUCCUAACUUCUGCUUGGUCCGCCUCUUCAAGCGACUUAUAUUUGUCAUCAAGGGGAUUGUACGGCCUCGCUGCUGCUGGGAAUGCUCCUAAGUUUUUCUUGCGCACAUCACGUUCAGGACAUCCAUAUGUGGCCGUCGUUUUUUGCUCGCUGUUUUCCCUUUUGUCAUACAUGAUUGUGAACACCAGCUCUGGCAUUGUUUUUACCUGGUUUGCGGACAUGGCUGCCACCACGGGACUCUUAGCGUGGUUUUGUAUCGGGGUGACCUACAUCAGGUUUCACCGAGGAUUACUGGCGCAAGGGUAUGACAGGACCUGUUUACCAUAUGCCUCAAGACUCCAGCCAUAUGCGUCGUGGUGGGUGAUUGCAUCAUCGUUGACGACUCUCCUGUUCAGCGGAUGGCAAGUCUUUUUGAAAGCGAAAUGGUCUAAUGCGACAUUCGUGACGACGUAUUUGCCUGUUGUACUGUUCCCGAUAUUGUAUGUAUCUGCGAAAAUUCUGAUGCGGGUACCCCUGGUGAAACCGAGCGAGAUGGACUUUAAGUCUGGAACAGAGGACUUAGAUGCAGAGAGAACCCUUGCCGAAAAAUUGGAGGGAGGCGGUCUGGAUGAGCUUGGUAUGUGA